CCGCUCUGGGUCGUAAUGUUCUUGGAGUGGAGCUGGAUGUCUCUCUCCUAUGCAACUCUCUGCGAGAACAUCUUGGCCUCCGUCUGCGAGUCCUUCCCACUGGCCAUUAGAGAAAAAGCCCGGCUUGGUCUGGGACUCGCAGAAAAGAACACCUCGGGAAUGAUAAGCCGUCCUUCUCCAGGGAGGAUGGAGUGGAUCAUCCCUCUGAUUGUGGUAUCAGCCUUGACCUUCGUGUGCCUCAUCCUUCUCAUCGCUGUGCUAGUUUACUGGAGAGGGUGUAACAAAGUAAAGUCCAAGGGCUUUCCCAGACGUUUCCGUGAAGUGCCUUCUUCUGGGGAGAGAGGAGAGAAGGGGAGCAGGAAAUGUUUUCAGACAGCUCAUUUCUAUGUGGAAGAUAGCAGUUCACCUCGGGUCGUCCCCAAUGAAAGUAUCCCUAUUAUCCCUAUUCCGGAUGACAUGGAAGCCAUUCCUGUCAAACAGUUUGUUAAACACAUUGGUGAGCUCUAUUCUAAUAACCAGCAUGGGUUCUCCGAGGAUUUUGAGGAAGUCCAGCGCUGUACGGCUGAUAUGAACAUCACUGCAGAACAUUCCAAUCAUCCAGAUAACAAGCACAAAAACAGAUACAUCAACAUUUUAGCAUAUGAUCACAGUAGGGUGAAGUUAAGACCUUUACCAGGAAAAGACUCUAAGCACAGCGACUACAUUAAUGCAAACUAUGUCGAUGGUUACAACAAAGCGAAAGCCUAUAUCGCCACCCAGGGACCUUUAAAGUCUACAUUUGAAGAUUUCUGGAGGAUGAUUUGGGAACAAAACACUGGAAUCAUUAUCAUGAUUACAAACCUUGUGGAAAAAGGAAGGCGAAAAUGUGAUCAGUAUUGGCCAACAGAGAAUAGUGAGGAGUAUGGAAACAUUAUUGUCACACUGAAGAGCACAAAAGUACAUGCCUGCUACACUGUUCGUCGUUUUUCAGUCAGAAAUACAAAAGUGAAAAAGGGUCAGAAGGGAAAUCCCAAGGGUCGUCAAAAUGAACGGGUCGUGAUUCAGUAUCACUACACUCAGUGGCCUGACAUGGGAGUUCCUGAGUAUGCGCUCCCGGUCCUGACCUUCGUGAGGCGAUCCUCGGCCGCCCGGACACCAGAAAUGGGCCCUGUGUUGGUGCACUGCAGCGCUGGUGUGGGCAGGACCGGCACCUACAUCGUAAUAGACAGCAUGCUGCAGCAGAUCAAAGACAAAAGCACAGUUAACGUCCUGGGAUUCCUGAAGCAUAUCAGGACACAGCGUAACUACCUCGUCCAGACUGAGGAGCAGUACAUUUUCAUCCAUGAUGCCUUGUUGGAAGCCAUUCUAGGAAAGGAGACCGAAGUAUCUUCGAAUCAGCUGCACAGCUAUGUUAACAGCAUCCUCAUACCAGGAGUAGGAGGAAAGACACGGCUGGAGAAACAAUUCAAGCUGGUUACACAAUGUAAUGCCAAGUACGUGGAAUGCUUUAGUGCUCAGAAAGAGUGUAACAAAGAAAAGAACCGAAACUCUUCAGUCGUGCCAUCCGAGCGUGCCCGAGUGGGUCUUGCACCAUUGCCUGGAAUGAAAGGAACAGAUUACAUUAAUGCUUCUUAUAUCAUGGGCUAUUAUAGGAGCAAUGAAUUUAUUAUAACCCAGCAUCCUCUGCCACAUACUACGAAAGAUUUCUGGCGAAUGAUUUGGGAUCAUAAUGCACAGAUCAUUGUCAUGCUGCCAGACAACCAGAGCUUGGCAGAAGAUGAAUUUGUAUACUGGCCAAGUCGAGAAGAAUCCAUGAACUGUGAGGCCUUUACCGUCACCCUUAUCAGCAAAGACAGACUGUGCCUCUCUAAUGAAGAACAAAUUAUCAUCCAUGACUUUAUCCUUGAAGCUACACAGGAUGACUACGUCCUAGAGGUUCGGCACUUCCAAUGUCCCAAAUGGCCUAACCCAGAUGCCCCCAUCAGCAGUACUUUCGAACUUAUCAAUGUCAUCAAGGAAGAGGCCUUAACAAGGGAUGGCCCCACCAUUGUUCAUGAUGAGUAUGGAGCAGUUUCAGCAGGAAUGUUGUGUGCCCUUACCACCCUGUCCCAGCAACUGGAGAAUGAAAAUGCUGUGGAUGUUUUCCAGGUUGCAAAAAUGAUUAAUCUUAUGAGGCCUGGAGUAUUCACAGACAUUGAACAAUACCAGUUUGUCUAUAAAGCGAUGCUCAGCCUGGUCAGCACUAAAGAAAACGGAAACGGUCCCAUGACAGUGGACAAAAAUGGUGCUGUUCUCAUUGCGGAUGAAUCAGACCCUGCCGAGAGCAUGGAAUCUCUAGUGUGAUUGGAAUCCCGGAAGGGCACUGAAUUUGUAAAACUUCUGAAGACUGAGAACUUUUUUGAGGCCUUUUUUGCCAGACUCUAGGUUAUACAAUAACCCAGUUACUUUUUUACACUGAUAAAAGUUUUGAUAUUUAUUUUUUGCCAUUUUAUGUCUUAAUGGUAUCCUACUGAGCAUUUGCACCUCUGUUCAUUUCACACAGUGAAACGCAGUUUUCCCUAGUUUGCACUAUACGAUCAGUGUUACUGCCUAUAAUCUAAUACUAAAGCCCUGAUGUGACAUUCCAUGACAACAUACAUGCUACUUUUUAGUUCAGUACAGUGAAGGUCUUUGUUAUGACAGUGAAUCUUGGUUUAUGUUUAUUAUUAUUAUUAUUAUUGUUAUUGUUGUUAUUGCUAAAGCAGUUGCAUCCUCCUAGCAGGCAAUGCUGAACUUUUCCUCAGUCCUCUCCUAUUUUUUUCAGGCACUGCUCCAUACUGUCUGCCUUCUGUAUUUUAAUGGAGUGAAUGGGCAUUGUUUUCUUUUAAGGAAUAGCAGGUUCCUGGGAGCUACUAAGACAGUCUAUCAACCUCAUGGCCUUGAAACAGUUCUACUUAUGAUGGUGAAGGUAUCCAUUAAGAAAUUAGAAGGCUUUAAGAGCUUUAUGUGAACAUCACUUAUUAGUUAAAGUUAUAUUCAUAGCCUAAAAAAAAUGCCCAACUGUGUCAAAAUAAAGGAUAUCUCUGUAUUACAAUUUUCACAGUAGCUAUGUGGAUGGUGUGUGUUAUUUCCAUCUUGACCCUCUGAAAUAGCUAUACCCUACAAUGAGGGCUAUCUUUUACCAUAGAGAUAUGGCAAUAUUUUACACAUCUCACCUAUUCCUUUAGUAACUCUCCAUUCACACUUCUUGGUUUCUAAUAUCACACCUCAUGGCAGGUAAUAUAAUGAAAAUUUUUGCAGGUGUGUAAUUUUGAAAUUAGUCCUCUAAAGUAUCCCUAUUACUUAUAGCUAUCUAAUAAAAACUACCUAUAUAGUUAACAUUCUUUUCUUUCCUUCUUUGCCAAAUGUUUCCUAAUAAAUCCCUUAAUUACAUACAUUCUUCUACUUGGGAUGGAAGUGAAAAUACUGUAUUAGCUAGUCUGGGAUAGAUUCCCAAGUCUUAUGUAGAUUCCCACACAUCGAUAAGUCUGAUUCAGAGAGAGAAAUCAGAAUCUUAAACAGAAGGAGAGAUCAACAUUCUCAAGUAGAUUUUAAAAGAAGGAGAUGUGUCUUUGUGUGCUUUUGUGUUGUGGAUCCUCAAGAACAGACACACUUCACAAGAGGCUGAUAAUCAUUACACAGAACCCAAGGAAGUUACGAGAUCUAGCCUCUGGAGCCAUAUUUACCCUGCAGUAACUACAUAAUUGGGAAAUUAGGAGCAUUAAUAAGAAAUAUCAGUUCAGUUAGAAAAAUAAGCUACUACUGAGAUCUGUUCUUGUAUUUCGUAUUUGCAUUUGAGGAAUAACUUCUGUUAGAAGUGAAAUCAUCACCACAAAGAAAAGGCCUAUCACAAAGACAAAGGAUUUUGGUUAAUUUUUAUGUCAAUAAACUUUGACCAAAAAAAAAAAAAAA
Messenger RNA from Lontra canadensis (Northern American river otter), 3909 nucleotides. Its product is annotated as receptor-type tyrosine-protein phosphatase gamma. The transcript is spliced from 19 exons. NCBI's taxonomy places the organism in Eukaryota, Metazoa, Chordata, Mammalia, Carnivora, Mustelidae. Gene Ontology annotation, molecular function: protein tyrosine phosphatase activity. Bases 16 to 2322 code for a protein of 768 amino acids. Gene Ontology annotation, biological process: protein dephosphorylation. The record is from RefSeq and is a predicted model, not a curated record.